AUGCUGCAAGGAGUAACUGGCACUCAUCUGUUGUGGAACUGUGUGAUUGUGAUGAUGUUUCAUAGCAUCGAAUCGAGUUUUGCAUCACCAACUCAGCAUGUUUUAGAAAAAAGCAAAGUGGCGCCUGGUGAAGUUCAAGUGAAACUGAAAGAUGUAUCAGAAGCUCUUGUAAGCUUCUUCAGGCCAGUAACGUGCCGCCACAAAGACAAUCAAGCCUUAACUCCUUGUCGCGUAGGAGGGACCGUUAACAAAACCGAAUGCUUGGAAAAUAAAUGUUGUCCUUCCAAAACMAGCCAUGAAUUGAAAUGCUAUACCCCAUUUAAAGACAAUCUGCAGCUGACCUUUCGGUUGUUUGUGCUUGGAGCAGGAGUGUUUUUUAUUCUGGCAGGUCUGCCGUUUUGUUGCUGUGCCUGUUUGCAAAAGAGUCAGUGUUUCAAUCCUUUACGAAGCAAAAGGAAAGCAGUAGAACAAAGUAUGCAGAAGAAGAAAGAGCAUAGUGAAAACCAUGGCUUUUUAUCAAGUUUAUUUAAGAAAAAGGCUAAGGAUCAUGAGAGCAUGUAA
Nothoprocta perdicaria is the source of this 561-nucleotide messenger RNA. RefSeq names its product FMR1 neighbor (gene FMR1NB). The record is from RefSeq and is a predicted model, not a curated record. Lineage: Eukaryota; Metazoa; Chordata; Aves; Tinamiformes; Tinamidae. The transcript has 5 exons. The coding region runs from base 1 to 561 and encodes 186 amino acids.